Osmia lignaria (orchard mason bee) is the source of this 2133-nucleotide messenger RNA. RefSeq lists its product as uncharacterized. The record is from RefSeq and is a predicted model, not a curated record. NCBI's taxonomy places the organism in Eukaryota, Metazoa, Arthropoda, Insecta, Hymenoptera, Megachilidae.
AUGGCCGAGCAGAAAGCAGCACAGACCACGCAGACCUCGUCAGGGCGCCCUGCCAGCCGCGACAUCCGGUUGAUGCAGCAGAAAACCGCAGUACACGCAGCCGCCGCUACUCAGCCCACGCCAUCGACGACCGAGUCUUUAGUAAAUCAACUUAGACUCAGACGCCAACGCUCCUCAGUGGAUAUCCACGGAGUUGGUGGAGCAAGGACCUCGCAGACCAAUGGAGUGGUCAAUAUUACCCUCCAUUCAAACUACCAGCCGCUCUCAGUCACCGUUCAAGCACACGUGCUUACGAAGGUGACCACUUGCUUACCAUCAGAACCACCAGCUCGUCCAACGCUGCCAUCGCAUCUAGAGAAAUUGAAUCUAGCAGAUCCGCAAUUUCUCAAAUCCAGACCAGUGGACAUCAUUCUCGGAGCCGACGCAUACGGGCAAGUCAUCAAGCCAAACAUUAUUCGGAACGCUUCAACACCGUUGAUCGCUCAACUUUCGAUCUUCGGUUGGCUCGUAAUCGGGCCCCUCGAGGGCAUUCAGACAAUUCGCAGGAGUUCUCAUCAGGUGACAGUCAAUAAUACUGAUCGCCAAUUGAGUGAGUUACUCAGCCGCUUCUGGACGCAGGAAGAGCCACCGCAGGACACGGCACCCUUGCUCACGCCAGACGAGCAAAAGUGCGAAGAUCAUUUCAAGACCACGCAUUCAAGAGAUUCCGCAGGAAGAUACAUCGUGCGAUUGCCGCUCAAACUUCAUCCUCGAGCACUCGGCAAUUCGUAUCAGACGGUGCACAAUUGCCUUCAACGGAUUCUCAGACGACUCAGUAAGAACGCCCAGUACAAUCAGCUGUACACCAAGUUCAUGCUCGAGUAUGAGCAGCUUGGUCAUAUGGUAAGACUGAACAACGACUCAAUAACUAGUCCGUUUCAGUACUUUCUCCCGCAUCAUGGCGUUCUGAAGUUGGGCAGCACGACCACCGCAUUGCGUGUGGUUUUCAACGGCUCCAGUCCAACUUCUUCAGGAUACUCGCUGAACGAUCUUCUACAUACAGGUCCAAAUCUGAUGCUGAAUAUCACAGAUCUGCUCAUUUGGAUACGCAGAUACAAACAUCUGUUUGCAACUGACGUCACGAAGAUGUACCGACAAAUCAAGGUGCAUCCGGACGACUGGAGCUUGCAGCAAAUACUCUGGCUUGAUGACACGCAGAAGGAAACGCAGUACCAGCUGACCACGGUCACGUACGGGACGAAAGCUGCACCGUACUUGGCUGUUCGAACACUCCUGCAACUCGCUGAGGAUGUAGGAUCGAAAUAUCCCCUUGCUGUUGAGCCCAUCAGAAACGGCAGGUAUGUCGAUGACAUUUUUGGUGGCGCUGAUACCGCAGAACAUCUACAGGACGUUGCAAAUCAGCUGACGCAGUUGUGUCAAGCGGGUGGAUUUCCACUCGCAAAAUGGCAUUCCACGAGCAAAUCGUUGCCAGAAGACCUCGCACCAGAACAGAACAACGCAGCAAUCUCAUUCGACGACUGCGCAACCAAAAUUCUCGGAAUUAAAUGGAUUCCACAUCAGGACACAUUCAACUUCUCGACCAUAUCAGCUACUCAACGCAUGCAGUUUACGAAACGCCUCGUCCUCUCAGAAGUAGCACAACUAUUUGAUCCUCUCGGUUUUGUUGCACCUGUAAUUAUCAGAGCUAAAAUUUUUAUUCAAGAGCUUUGGUUACAGGAACUCGGUUGGGACGACAUUCUGCCGCUGCAUAUCACUCAACGAUGGCUACGCAUCAGGGAAGAUCUAACCAGCUUGGCCAAGCUUUCCAUCCCACGAUGGUUCAACACCACGACCACGUCUACAGUUGAACUUCAUGGCUUCGCUGAUGCAUCAGUCCUCGCAAUGGCAGCCGUCGUCUACCUCGUCGUACACGCACCGUCCACGGGUACCCAAGUUUCGCUUGUCUGCUCGAAAACGCGAGUGACACCACUCAAACGUCUGACCAUCCCGAGGUUGGAACUCACAGCAGCGCUGCUACUUUCAAAACUGAUGCGGCAUGUUCACGCUACUUUGAACAUGACCGUCACUCAGACAUUUUUGUGGACGGACUCAGAAGUCACGCUUGCAUGGAUCAAGACGCACCCCUCAAAAUGA